AUGGUUUAUUCUCUUUUCAGAGAGGACGCAGUGGAGAUGUGGCUCCGUCGUGUGUUUCAGUAUGCAGAACCUCCCAAUAUCACCAACCUCACUGCUCACGGCACCAGUCCAAAGAGCGACGUCCUUCGGUUGGCUGGCAAAUCGCUGAGAUGGACGACGUUGGGAGUUGCGUAUAACUGGGACACUAAAGAGUACCCAUUGACUGGUGAUCCUCUGCCAGAAGAGCUCGUCCAAUUUGCAGAUGUUGUCACGAGAUAUCUUGGACUAGGAGAUAUGCAUGCCGACGCGGCCAUAGUGAACUACUAUCCGCCCAAGUCGACUCUCUCACCUCAUGUAGACAGGUCAGAACGAACUUCCGCUCCACUGGUGUCGUUCUCUUUGGGUCAGUCAGCAAUCUAUCUAUCAGGAGGCGAUUCACUUGACGACGAAGUUAUUCCAUUGUGGCUUCGCUCUGGAGACAUUCUGGUGAUGCACGGCGCUCAACGGCUUGUCUAUCAUGCCGUCGCGGCUAUUCAUAGCCAUCGUCAGUUCACCUUUGGUGAUCCACUUCUCGAGCAGUUUGCUAACACCAGUCGGGUGAAUAUUACAGUCCGUCAGGUGAAUCCAACACCGUCAUAG
This is a messenger RNA of Ostertagia ostertagi, 618 nucleotides long. NCBI's taxonomy places the organism in Eukaryota, Metazoa, Nematoda, Chromadorea, Rhabditida, Trichostrongylidae. The record is from the annotation of a GenBank genome assembly.